AUGACGACCGAUUCAAUGGAACAUCUCGAAAAGGUUAUUGCUCACCCACUUAUUGGACCUGGAGUUAAAUGUCUUCGCCUCAUUCUUCCAUACUGCCCCUCGGAAAUGGCCGAUAGCCGUGUUGUGUUCAAGCAGGUUCAAAUUAAGCGUGAAAUUCGUCUAUGGGAAAGGACGUGCCAGCCAGAAUACUACGUUGAGCACUUGCAAGUAAAGCUCGAUAGAGCGUAUGCUGCGUACAAAGAACUCCACAAGCAGCGAGAGGAGAUGAAGCGGAGCUUAGGGGAAAGUCUUGCACAGCUAAUACGGAGGAUGCCUGGAAUAACGCAGUUGGAAAUCUAUGAUAAGCCGGUGACGGGAGGCCUCAAGAUCCUGGGCUGGAACGCAUCUCAGUCUCCCACUUCAGGAAAGAAAUUGAACACCUCUCUGGAAUUCUACAAGGACAUUAUGGAUAACCUCACCGAGAGGUACACAGUUCCCUUCUUGAAGUGGGAAGACUAUGACUACCUGAAGGGCGACCACGUCCUGACAAUGGAGGACGUCGGUUUCGUGUGCAAGCUUUUGGUCUACCUUGGGACGGCCGGAAUCAAACUCACUCGACUUUCCAUCAAGCCAUCAGCGCCAAAGGACCUCUCAGGUUUCAAAAGCGACGACGACGAAAAGACUGCUUUGCAAGCCCUCGCGGAAAAUCUCCAACACUUUCACUUUUCGACAGGAUGCAAAAGAGAACAAGCUCCGGUCGGGCAAGGAGCUGACGGCAUGCUUGCCGUGGACUUUGAGGGCAUGAUGAGGGCCAGGGCACGGUGCACUCACCACACCCCGAUUCUCUCACAAACACCUCAGAGGCCUCUGAAGAAGCUCGCCCUCCGCUACGUCAACAUCAAGGGGCCUGCUUUUGGAAAGUUCCUCGCCAAUUUGAAAUCGUCGCUGGACCUGGUGAUAUACAAUUGCAAGAUGGUCGACGGGACUUGGCGCGAGCUCAUGGACACCAUGAAGGAGUUGGCCGAUACGGCGAGACCGAGUGGCAAGCGUCUGAGGCUGCUUGAAUUUAUGUUCCCCUCUGGAGCCGAAGUCGACUCACUGGGAAGCAAGCAUUUCGGGCACAUUUUCGGUUGGGGGGGAGGUGCAGGCAGGCUUACAGGCAACGGCGAGGAAAGGUUGAGUCUCGCGCGUGCGUAUGUCCUACACAAGUGCAACGUUGUGGAAAAUCCUCUUAGCACCCCAUCCAUUGUUCAAAUUUUGAAUUCCAACUAG
Messenger RNA from Colletotrichum gloeosporioides, 1251 nucleotides. RefSeq lists its product as uncharacterized. The coding region runs from base 1 to 1251 and encodes 416 amino acids. Lineage: Eukaryota; Fungi; Ascomycota; Sordariomycetes; Glomerellales; Glomerellaceae. The transcript is spliced from 2 exons. The record is from RefSeq and is a predicted model, not a curated record.